UUUUCAAUUAUGGAAUUUAACGAAACUUCUCUGAACCCGUUUUUUCUAUUAUUGAAAAAAAAAUUUAAAGCUAAAUAUGAAUUAACAUUGGCCAACCGCUGGAUAAUUUGCAUUCCAUCAGAUGUAUCUCUAAAAAAUUUAUCAAUCACUGAAGACUUAAUAGACGAACACAUUUUGAAACCAUUACCAGAAUUACCAGAUCACUACGUCUCCACUGGCGCCCAAGAAUCAAGAAUCUAUAAAUUCGAUGGCGAUGUCAUACAUUUGAUGAUAAAAAACGAAGACUCAAUAAUUUUAUCUCCAGUGCCGCAUAAAGUUCAGAUUAUAAGUACCGAAAAAGGUAGUGAUAAUGAAGAGUACACUAUUGUUUUUGUAAAUAGACUGUUGCAUGAAAAAUAUACCAACACCACUGUGUCACAUGAUGCAACUCAACUUGAAUUAAAUAAUUCAAUUACGUCUUACAAAGAGGCUUUGGAUUUUCUCUAUGAAGUAUCAAGGAUCUGUAGUUAUCAAUUAUCACACUUGAAGGAUGACAUAGAUUGUAUAGAUAUUGACAAGUACGACUCAGCUAGUGAAUUAGGAGAUGUAAUUCAAAGUUGGAUAAAACGCCACUGGGUAAACAUAAUGAAUCUUUUUAAAUUAGACAUCCAGAGCGAUGGACGUUUUCAAAAGUUGCUCAGUUUUUCACUAGAAUUAUUUAUCAUGCAUCAUCUUCAUGACGGAAUUUACUCAUUAUUAAGCAACGCGCUGGAGCAAGAUGACUUUUAUAUUAAAGAUAAAAUAACAAAGUUAAUAAAUGCCGGAGUUACUCCUGAUCAAUUGGGAGUUUCUGAAGCAUUUGCCAUUUCAAUGCCAUCUGCAAUUGUUGAAUUGGCUACGCUAGAUGCUCGUCGAGCGCCCUUUGAAAAGUUAUUCUGCCUGAAGACCACUUUAGAUCUUAUUACCGCAGAAGUUAAGGGCGCAUUAGCGGACAUUGAAUCUCAAAUAGAGUCCAAUGAUUUGGCUGAAGAUAGCAAGUCUGUAAAAAUGAUUUCAACUGAUGAUUUGACAUCGUUGCUUGUCUACGUGAUAGUUAAAUCACGGCCAACUAGGCUGAUUACAGACUUACAUUAUAUAGAAAAUUUUUUAUGGGCCACUUCUCCAUUAGACGGUCUUGAUUAUACAAUUGUUAGUUAUAAAAAUGCAUUGCUUAGUCUUCAUGAUAUAAAUCCUGAUGAUUUGCCACCGAGGAGUAGCAAAGUUAGAAAUGAACUGCCUAUGAGUCAAGUUUUGAAUGUUGUGUCUACUUAUCAAGAUCAGGAUCUGUCAGACAGUACACCUUUAGAUAGGCAGGUUCGCGAAUUGGCUACCAUGAUUGAAAAAUGUACUCGAACGUCCGAUAAUUAA
Cotesia congregata is the source of this 1386-nucleotide messenger RNA. NCBI's taxonomy places the organism in Eukaryota, Metazoa, Arthropoda, Insecta, Hymenoptera, Braconidae. The record is from the annotation of a GenBank genome assembly.